AUGUAUAUAAUUCCCGAGUUUAACAAUCAACCUAAUGGUAACAUUAAGAUUGAAAGUUAUAAUGGUAGAAUUAAAAGUUUAAAAGAUGCAUUAUUAAUAUUAGAAGGUACAAGGUUAGGCAUCUUACCUAAGGUUAAGAGAAGAUUGAAUGGAUUAGAGAGAGAGUUCAUUGAUAAUGGGAAGAUAUUUGCUUGGAAUGAGACCGAAUGUGGGAUGAAGAGAUGGACUGAUGGUAAGAAUUGGUCAGCUUCUAAAGUUAAUGGUCCAUUCUUGAUCUAUAAAGAGUUAGAUAGUGACAAGUUGACUAUCAAGGCCAAUGGGUUGAUUAAACAGAGUUUCAGUUUGACCACAAAACAAGGAGAGAAGUUCCAUUUGAUAGGUUACUUUAAGGAAGAUGAAGAGGUAGGGAAGAUACCUUCCAAUGAUGGGAUGUUGAAGGGCUUGAAGUUGAAUGAUAAUGUUUAUCAGGAAUAUUUAUUGUACUACGAUCAGUAUUUGAGUGAUCCUCAGGGCCAGGGACAAGGUAUGGGGCAAGGUGUGGGACAAGGAAUUCCGGUAUCUAUGUCUAUGGGACAACCUAUGGGGCAAGCUAUGGGUCAAGUACCUAUGGGACAAGCCAUGGGUCAAGUGCCUAUGAACCAAGUACCCAUCAACCAAGUACCCUUACAAACAAUGACCAUGCCUAUGGGCCAACUCCCCAUGGGUCAACUCCCCAUGAAUAUGCCCAUCAACCAAGUCCAAAAUAUCAUCCCAGGCUACCAAUCACACCUUUCCCUUUCCACCCAAUCCCUCCCAUCAACAUAUUCCAAUCAAUCAUCAUUCUCAUCAUCGUCAUCGUUCUCCGGACCAGCUGUUCAUGCCAAUUCCGUCAAUUCCUCCAUUUCUUCUGCAUCCACAGGUUAUUAUCCUAUCUAUAGGAACCCAGAUUCUCCUCCACAAACCGUUCUGAAUCCUUCCUAUCCUGAUAACUUAUCAACCUUGGCUAACCUUUCCCAAGAUCAUAGAUAUUAUGUUCAAUCUUAUCCAUAUUACACAUAUUCUAGUUCAGCUACUAGUCCUACACAAACCCAUCAACCUAAUCCUCAAGCUGUAGCACAAUCUGUACCACCAACUGUACCACCAACCAUUCCUAAUUCAGUUCUUACUUCAUAUUCGGGUCAAUUUCAAUCUUCAGUUCAUCCCACUGUUUCUGUGGCUAAUCCACAGACAUCACAAUCACAAACACCAACUUCCCAUCACUCCACUUCCCAUCAAUCGACUUCUCCUCAACCAAUCACUAACAAAAUCUACUCCUUGAAUAAUGGUAGUUCGAUGUCAAUCUCACCAGGGAACCGUGAUGAUCACCAAACCUUAAAGAUCUUAGAUAGGGGUUUUUCUAAUCAAUCUUAG
Yamadazyma jaroonii is the source of this 1389-nucleotide messenger RNA. The record is from the annotation of a GenBank genome assembly. NCBI's taxonomy places the organism in Eukaryota, Fungi, Ascomycota, Pichiomycetes, Serinales, Debaryomycetaceae.